This is a messenger RNA of Rhinocladiella mackenziei CBS 650.93, 1791 nucleotides long. RefSeq lists its product as uncharacterized. Gene Ontology annotation, molecular function: microtubule motor activity; microtubule binding; ATP binding. Gene Ontology annotation, biological process: microtubule-based movement; mitotic spindle organization. The coding region runs from base 1 to 1791 and encodes 596 amino acids. The record is from RefSeq and is a predicted model, not a curated record. The transcript has 2 exons. NCBI's taxonomy places the organism in Eukaryota, Fungi, Ascomycota, Eurotiomycetes, Chaetothyriales, Herpotrichiellaceae.
AUGGUACCGUUGACCCGGCCCAUCACCAACGAUGGCCGAUCAAUGACUCCCACUCCUUCCACCGCGUCCAGUCCAUCUCUCAGAUCUAAAACACCGGUCAAUGUCCCCAUGACACCGUCCAGUAGCAAUCUGAAUCCUGGAGGAAAUGUGAAAGUCGUGGUCAGAGUCAGAGGCUUUCUUCCCCGAGAAAUCGAUAGAGGAGCACAAUGCCUGAUCGAAAUGAACCCCGAUACUCAAUCCACAAAACUCCUGGUACCACCUUCGACCGAUCCAGCAAAUGCCCGAGCACAGACGAGAAAGGUUUUAGAAGAGAAGACGUUCACUUUUGACAACUCAUUUUGGUCACACAACACGGAAGAUGAGCACUAUGCCACGCAAGAGGAUGUGUACAAUUGCUUGGGAGAGGAGUUUCUAGACCACAAUUUCGAAGGCUACCACACCUGCAUAUUUGCUUACGGUCAGACUGGUUCGGGCAAAAGCUACACCAUGAUGGGCACCCCCGAACAACCAGGGUUGAUCCCACGGACCUGCGAAGAUUUGUUCCAGCGAAUCGAGUCGAAUGAGAGCGCCAACAUCAGUUACAGCGUCCGAGUCUCAUACUUCGAAGUUUACAACGAGCAUGUCCGCGAUCUGUUUCAACCACGAACCGAUCCCCCGCAAUAUCUCAAGAUCCGGGAAUCUCCUACUGAAGGCCCCUAUGUCAAAGAUCUGACUGAGAUUCAAGUCAGGAAUUACGCCGAAAUCUUGAAGUAUAUGCGUCUGGGCGACAUGUCCAGAACCACAGCAUCCACCAAGAUGAAUGAUACCUCCUCACGCUCCCACGCGGUCUUCACGAUUAUGUUGAAGCAGAUUCAUCACGACUAUCGAACAGAUGAGACAACUGAAAGACUGGCACGAAUCCGUCUUGUCGAUUUGGCCGGUUCUGAACGUGCCAAAGCGACAGAGGCCACGGGACAGAGACUCCGAGAAGGUGGUAAUAUCAACAAGUCUCUCACCACUCUUGGGAGGGUCAUUGCAGCACUUGCUGCUGAUCCCAAACAUGCUCGAGUCCAUAGCUCCAAACGAACAAACCGCGAUGUUGUUCCUUACCGCGACUCGAUUCUUACCUGGUUGCUGAAGGACUCACUUGGUGGAAACUCCAAGACUGCGAUGAUUGCUUGUAUUGCACCUUCGGAUUAUGACGAAACGUUGUCGACCCUGCGAUAUGCAGAUCAGGCCAAACAUAUUCGCACCAAAGCUAUCGUCAACCAGGACCAUGUUUCAUCGGCAGAGAAGGAUGCACAGAUCUCUGAGAUGCAAGAGACCAUUCGUGCAUUGCGGUGGACACUAAGCCAGCAACAACAGAAUGGGAGUGCCUCGGUCAUGAAAGCCGUUCAAGAAACGGCCGAUGCUCAAUCUGAGAGGAUCCGUGAAUUCACCACCAAAUAUGAAAACAUGUUGCAAAUCAUGGAAGAAAAGCUGGCCAUUUCAGAAUCCAAGGUCCGACAACUCGAGGAAGAGAAGGCAGCUUUGAGUAUCCAUUUGAAGCUUGUUCUCGAGGAGCUCAAGAAUCCGAUCAUUAUCAACAAGGACGAAGCCGAGUCAGCAAGUGAGAGGUCCAGAGUGCCGACGCCGGAUAUGGUCUAUGAAGACGAUACUGCUUCGAGUGAUGAGGUCGAUACCGAGUCUGAUUGUGAUGAUGAAGUCGCGGAAAUGCAAGCGGAGAUGGAAGCAUUGAUCUCAGACCUGGGAAUGUUCAAGAAGAAAGUUGCUGCUGAUCACCGGAUGUUUGGUAUCGGUGUUGCAGCAUGA